AUGGAGGAAACCCUUCAAGAGGUGGCCCUCUCAGGGCUUCCCAGGGCAGAGAAGAUUCAGGCGCUGAAUCUCCUCAUAAAGAUAAUCAACAACAUUCUGUUCCCGCCGCCUACGGCCUCUCCAGCGGAAGUCGAGAGAUUCAGGUGUAUCAACAGUAGCAGCACAGCGCUUCAGCAACGGCUGCUGCGCCACGGGCCGGUCUACGAGAACUUGCUCCUUUCCUUGGGCUUCUUCCGGACUUCGGAUCCCCCCGUCUCAUGUCCGCUGCCGCAGAGUCACCAGGAGUACUUUUUCCUGCCGACAACCGUCGAGCGCGCCCAACUGGAAGCCGAACUCGAGCUGAUUCGCGCGACGGUGGUGAGCCUCGAGGGCGCAGCGGCGGCAGGCGGCGAGGAGCUCGUCGCGGAGAGACUCCUCAGCGGCGGCGCGGAGAGCUCCUCGCCUGCGCGGCGUGUUGCAACGACGUCGCGUGCGAUUCGCGACUCCUCCGCCUCCGCACACGCGAAGACGCAGGAAGACCUCCGUCAGCUGCGGGAACAGCAGCGCGAGCGCUUCGCGCAGAGAGCGGAGACAGAUGCUAGCCGGGGGCUGGCGAAUUGGUUUUCGACUUCGCAGGAGCCUGCGGCGCCGGCCGCCGCCUCUGUCGCGUGUGAGCGCAGCGCGACGGCGCCGCCGCCUCCGCAGCCCCCGGCGGCCUCUGGAGGCGGGUCGCGGGGACGGGACUGCCGCUCGAACGCCGCAACGCGCUUCUUCAAAAACCUCUUUGGCGGGCGCCGCCGAAGCCAAGAGCGCGGAGAGGACAGAGACCAUGCCCCACGCGGAGGCGACGCGCGAGGGCCUCGCAUGAAGACGCUCAAAGACCUGCCGCCCGCCCCUCGCAGGCGAGGCUGA
This is a messenger RNA of Besnoitia besnoiti, 891 nucleotides long. RefSeq lists its product as uncharacterized. The transcript is spliced from 3 exons. The record is from RefSeq and is a predicted model, not a curated record. Lineage: Eukaryota; Apicomplexa; Conoidasida; Eucoccidiorida; Sarcocystidae. The coding region runs from base 1 to 891 and encodes 296 amino acids.